AUUGCAAUUAAUAAUUAAUACACAUAAUAGGUAUACGGUGAUAACAUAUUUCGUACUAUAGAUUAUAUUGGGUACGAAUGUACGAUAUUGUAAUGAAAUGCUAUUUCUUGGUCAGGUAUUCACGUGGAAUUAUUAAAAUAUCUUUAGACGGGGUAUUGCUAUCCCACCUAGAUUUGCGACGUACCUACUUAUAACCUCGAUUAUAUAGAUCGCAAAGUUGAAAAUAUUUUUAUACAAUACAGACUCCCGUGACUAAUUUAAAAGCGCGUCAACAGUUUGCAAUCCGGAGUUAUGACAAUUGAUUGUUAUUAAUACUAAUGAUUGUGUUAGUACCAUACACUGAUGGAUGUUGGCCGACAAUAUGUAUAUAUGGACAGUAUGGUAAUUAAUUAGUCUCGAUCGUUUAAUUGGAAGUCCGAAAUAAUUAUUAUCCGAACAUUCAAAGAAAUAACAUCAACAACAAACACUGUCGUCGAUACAGCCACCACCUAACCGUCAAAGUGGUGUUUAUUUAUUUAUUUUUAUUGUUUAUACAGUGUUGUCGGUUAUUCGGUUUUAAAAUGAAUAAAAACAAGUCAAAGGACGUCGAAGAUACCGCUCUCCUUGUUGCUCAACCACCUGUACACUUGGACGAUGCAAUCGAAAUGGUUGGAUUUGGAAAUUUUCAUUAUUACAUAUUAUUUAUUUGUGGGUCACUUUUCUCGGCGGUCGCCAUUAGCGUGACGUCAGUGUCUUUUGUUGUACCUUCUGCACAAUGUGAUUUUCAAAUGACUUCUGUCCACAAAGGCAUUCUCAACGGAGCUUCGAUGAUUGGAAUGUUCACUGGAUCUUUUAUUUGGGGUUACGUUGCUGAUUCCAGGGGCAGAAGAUAUGCCUUGAUAUUGAGUAUGACGAUGGACGGCGUUUUUAGUAUCAUAUCCAGUGUAUCUCAGAUCUACCCAGUGUUAAUAUUCUGCCGACUGAUGAGUGGAUUUGGAGUGUCCGGUGCCACAGUGCUAUAUUCUUAUCUGGGAGAGUUCGUAAACACCAAAUAUCGUGAAAAAUUUCUAUGUUGGAUGGAAAUGUUUUGGACGGCCGGUAUAAUAAUACUUCCAUGCGUGGCGUGGUUAAUUAUACCACAAACAUUCAGAAUCGAAUAUGGAUUCUUUUUAUUCAGGUCAUGGAAUUUGUUUGUCAUUAUAUGUUCUCUUCUGAGCUUACUAUUGGCGUGGCUAUUGGUGAGAUUACCGGAAAGUCCAAAGUUUUUACUCGCCAAGGGUAAGCACGACGAGACCAUCGAUUGCUUGAAAUUCGUUUAUAGAUGGAACCACAAGACUGACGAUAAAUUUCCGGUGACUUCAUUAAUUUUACCUGAUUGCAUGAAUGAACAUAGUAAUGGUUUCUUUACUGGACUCUACGAAAGUACUGUAGGGUUGUUUACGUCUAAGUACAAAUUUAUAGCCAUAAUUACAUGCAUUAUACAAUAUGGUGCCACUACCAGUUAUUAUAUGCUUAUGCUGUGGUUUCCAGAGCUGAUGAAUAGAUUUCGAUGGUAUGAAACGUCAUAUUCAGGCCCCAAAAACAUGACGAAUAUGUGUGAAAUUGUGUCCAUGUUUCGUGUCGAACCCGAAGAGACAGAUCAAGUGUGCAAUGAUAAUAUCGACAAAUCGGUGUACUUGAACAUUGUCAUUAUUGGAAUCGCAUGCAUACCAACAAGUCUUAUCGUGCCACUGUUCGUGAACAGACUAGGACUCAGAUUUUUUUUGGUGGUAAGCUUUUUAGGAUCAGGUCUGUCAGCUGCGUGCUUAUACUUCAUUACGUCUUCACUUGAGAAUCUCGUGUUAUCUUCAGUGUUUGAAGCUCUUUCCAGCGUGGGUAUUAGUCUUAUGUAUUGUAUCGCUGUCGAGUUGUUUCCUACAGAAUACAGGGGUAUGGCUGUAUCUAUAGGUUCUACGUUUGGAAAAGUAGGCGCACUAAUGGGUAAUAUUGUUGUUGGAGUAUUUAUCGAUGAGAUUUGUGCAAUUCCAAUUUUGGUAUCGUGUUCAUUUUUGAUAAUUUCAGGAUUUUUAGUGCUAACAUUACCGAAAACUGGAAGAACAAAUAUACAAUGAAUUAUAGUAUCUUAUGAUGUCAUUUUCAAUAUGUAUCAUUGGAAAGUAGAAUAUCGCCUCGUUUCACGGUUUUAUAAAAAACUAGUUUGUAUGAGGAGUAAUGAUUUGUAGAAGUAGAGAGGUUAUUGUAUCACUAUAUUUUAUAUGUAAUUAUUUAUUUUUUAACUUUGUUUCCCGAAUAUUUAAAUAAUUGUUUUACUUAUAUUUGUAU
Messenger RNA from Myzus persicae (green peach aphid), 2301 nucleotides. Its product is annotated as synaptic vesicle glycoprotein 2B-like. The record is from RefSeq and is a predicted model, not a curated record. The coding region runs from base 561 to 2090 and encodes 509 amino acids. Gene Ontology annotation, molecular function: transmembrane transporter activity. The transcript has 11 exons. Gene Ontology annotation, biological process: transmembrane transport. Lineage: Eukaryota; Metazoa; Arthropoda; Insecta; Hemiptera; Aphididae. Gene Ontology annotation, cellular component: membrane.